Patella vulgata (common limpet) is the source of this 2031-nucleotide messenger RNA. RefSeq names its product mitochondrial ribosome-associated GTPase 2. The transcript has 7 exons. NCBI's taxonomy places the organism in Eukaryota, Metazoa, Mollusca, Gastropoda, Patellidae. Bases 446 to 1570 code for a protein of 374 amino acids. Gene Ontology annotation, molecular function: GTP binding; GTPase activity; magnesium ion binding. The record is from RefSeq and is a predicted model, not a curated record. Gene Ontology annotation, cellular component: mitochondrion.
UUUACGUGCUAAAAUUCACGACAAAGGAACAGGCAGAAUUGUUACGCUGACAAAUUUUGAAAAUGAUUUGAUAUUUGUUGAUGUGUGUGUCAGUAAUAUUAUAUAUAAAAUAAUACGUAUCAAUGGGCUGCAGGAAAAGUGUGAUAUUUAUGAAAAGCCAUGGACUUAUUUAGAUAUUUGUAGUUUAAUGAAUAUUAAAACAAAACAAAAAAAAAAAACAAAAAAAAAAUGACAUACACUUGAUUUUAACUUAUUUAGAUAAAUUAUAUGCCUCUGGUCGUGUACUUAUUUAGAUCACCAAUCUAGUUUAGGCUAAUCGUAUUAAUUAUUUAAAAAAUCAACUGUACUAAUCAUAAUGUAGCCUAAAAAGGACAGCUGAUAACAAAAUGUUUAGUUGUUUAUCUUCAACUUCCAAAGAAAAAUGAGACGGAUGUGAUAUCUGACGAUGUUGUUUUUAAGGCAAAGCAGAUGGCUUUUAUUGAAACCAAAUAAAUGUGCUUUAGAGAGGUUUCGAUUCCUAACAGCAAAACCUGUAAAACCUCAUAAACCUAAAGGCAAAGAAACAGAGGCCAGUAGAUUUAUUGAUUUUUGUAAAGUUCGUGUCUAUGGGGGUAAAGGAGGUGAUGGUAAUGUGUCAUUCCUGAGAGAACAUAGCCGAGAAUUUGGUGGACCGGAUGGUGGAAAUGGUGGUAAUGGAGGACAUGUUAUUUUUCAAGCUAGUACCAAUAUAAAAUCAUUAGCAUCUAUAGAUCCUCACAUUAAAGCUAAACAUGGAAUUAAAGGUUCUAAGAAACACUGUCAUGGUAAAAAUGCAGAGCACACAUAUGCAUUAGUACCUGUAGGGACUGUAGUAAAAAGUGAAACAGGUGAUGUUUUAUCAUCCUUAGACAAUACUUGUGAUUAUUAUAUAGCUGGGCGUGGAGGUGCCGGAGGGAAAGGCAAUCAUUUCUUUUUAACCAAUGAAGAACGAGUACCUAAUUAUGCUGAAAUGGGUGCCCCUGGUGAAGAGAAAAUACUAUUUGUAGAACUUAGAACUAUGGCUCAUGCUGGAUUGAUUGGUUUUCCUAAUGCUGGGAAAUCUACAUUGCUUCGCGCUAUCUCAAGAGCUCGGCCGAAAGUGGCAUCCUAUCCAUUUACAACUCUAAAUCCUCAUGUUGGUAUGGUGAUUUAUGAUGAUCAUGAACAGAUAGCAGUGGCUGAUAUACCAGGCUUAAUUGAAGGAGCACAUCAAAAUAAAGGAUUAGGAAUAUCAUUUUUGCGCCACAUCGAACGCUGUGCAUGUCUAUUAUAUGUGCUUGACUUAUCUGUGGAGGAGCCAUGGCAUCAACUGGAAGCCCUAAAGUAUGAAUUAGAACAAUAUCAGGUUGGAUUAUCAGAACGGCCUCAUGCCAUAAUUGGUAAUAAAAUAGACCUAGAAGGUGCUGAAGAGAAACUGGAAGUUUUAAAAAGUUCCAUUAAUUUACCUGUGUUUGUGAUUUCUGGUAAAAAUAAGAUAGGUAUUGACAAUCUACUGAUACAUUUACGGGAACUGUAUGAUAAAUAUGGUGAAAAGAAAGGAAUAGGUUGGUGAUGAUUGACAGAGUUUAUAUUUUAAAGCUUCAAUGUACAAGAAGGCUAAUAAAGAUUUUCCUUACAUAAAUUUAACAAAUAUAAGAGUUCUUCAGGUAGCAAUGUUUAUGAUUAAAGCAAGCAACCUAGGUUAGUUACCAUCUAGCUAAGGCUCAUUGUUCAUGGAUAGAAAUGAGUUUUCUUUCAUACCUUGAAUGAACAUUCUAAGACAAUAAAGAAAUGUAUAGAUAGAAUGCAGUGUGAAUUUUGAUGGGCAUGUCCAUAACUUAUAUUAGGAUUGAUUGAUUUUAAUAGCUUACAGAGCAAGAUAGUUAUGUUAAUACUACAUUUUAUUAUGUAUGGUCUAAAAGUCUAUAUUUGUAUUUUAUUCUGGAAUAGAGAAUGAAUAUAUAUGGAGUGGAAUAAAGGUUGAUUCAUGAUGAAGUAAAAAAUAAAACCACCAUGGUACCAUGGGAUUCUUUA